Parasteatoda tepidariorum (common house spider) is the source of this 2454-nucleotide messenger RNA. RefSeq names its product polycomb complex protein BMI-1-B. NCBI's taxonomy places the organism in Eukaryota, Metazoa, Arthropoda, Arachnida, Araneae, Theridiidae. The record is from RefSeq and is a predicted model, not a curated record. Gene Ontology annotation, molecular function: promoter-specific chromatin binding. Gene Ontology annotation, cellular component: PRC1 complex. Gene Ontology annotation, biological process: negative regulation of transcription by RNA polymerase II.
UUGAAUAGCUGAUAGCGGUUGCGAUCUUCUAGCGUCUGAUUUCGGUUGGCAUUUAAAACAACAAAAACAUGAAUUUUGAUAAUAUUGACAAAACUUUACUUUUUGUUUGAUAUGAAAGCAUUUACAUUUUUUUACGAAUUAUCAAACAAACAGAAUUUCUCUACUUAUUAACAAAUUUAUCUAAUAUUAAAUGAGAAAAUAUGUGAUAAAAUUUAAAAUAGCGGUUAGCAUUUUCAAAACAAACUGAUCUGCAUUGAAACACAUAUAGAUAUAUGUGUUAUCUAGAAGUCAUGAACAUCAAUGUUAAAUGAUAUACCGCUAUGCAAAGUUCUGGAAAAAUAAAAGUAGCAGAUCUCAAUAAUCUUCUCACAUGUGUCAUCUGCAAAGGCUACUACAUUGAUGCAACUACCAUUGUUGAAUGUCUUCAUUCAUUUUGUCGAACUUGCAUUGUACGAUACUUACAAACUGAAAAAUAUUGUCCCAAAUGUGAAGUUCAAGUUCAUAAAACUAGACCAUUGGUUAAUAUAAGAUCAGACCAGACACUCCAAGAUAUCGUUUAUAAACUAGUUCCAAAUUUGUUCAAAAAUGAGAUGAAAAGAAGAAGAGAUUUUUAUUCCCAAUCAAAUAUUGAUAUCAGAAACAUUCCAUCCUCUAGCGAAAAACGUGGAGAUUUAUGGGGUUGUGAUAGGCUUAUUUUUACUGCAGAUGACAUCAUUAGCGUCUCUUUGGAAUAUUAUCCUCUAUACGAGCAGCUGAUGGCAAAAUCUUUUUCUAUUAAGUCUCACAAGCGCUACUUUAGAUGCCCUGGUGCUUUGAAAGUUUACCACUUGAAAAAACUGCUUUGUGCUAAAUAUAAUCUUGAAUCAAAUAUGAUUGAUGUAUUGUAUAAAGAUGACAUUCUCAAAAAUGAGUACACACUUGUUGAUCUAGCAUAUAUAUAUCCAUGGAAAAGGAGUGAACCAAUGCGGUUAUUUUUUAAAACUUCAAACGAUUCCAUCUGCAACUCAAAAACUUGGGAAUUUCCAUCACUAGAAAACGACAAGCAGAUUUUCAUACCUUCAGAGACCAAUAUUUCUCCUCCUUGCUCUGCCAUUAAAUUGGAAUCCCCGACUCCCUCCAUGGCAACUGCACCUUCGUCACGCCAUCCCUCAGGUCCACCCUCUCCAAAAAUGGCCGAAGAGCCCAAAGAAAUCAGCUUAGAAAAACCAAAUUGUGCUGCAAUGCAAACUCCUAACAGUCCCCAAUUCCAACCAAAAGUAGUCUUAGAGCAUAAGUUAAAGAGUGCCCUUAAAAAACCUGUACAUAAUUCCAACUCUUCCGUUAUUCCAGAACUUCCAGACGUUGAUACCUUAAAAGAAAAAUUUCUAAAUAAAGUUAACUUACCAUCUCAUAGGACUUCCAGAGGUGAUCUACUUUCUGUUAAUGGUUUUCAGAAGAAAAAGAAAGUCACUUUCAGUCCAGAUCUAGUUCAAGACUCUUAUCGUAAUAUUCCAUUUAGGCACAAGCUUCCAAAGUGCAAAGACAGAAAUCUGAUUAAACUCAAAUCUCCCGAUGGCACCACCCUACGCAGUGUUAUUCAGAUGAGGAAUAAGGUGCUGUCUAACAAAAGUUCCUGACCUAUUAAAUGGUUUUUUUUUUCUAUUGACCAAACAUUCAUGUACCAGAAUUAAUCGCCAUAUUUCUUGUCAUAAUUGUUCCUAAAAUGUGUGUUCAAUCACUUAAAAAUUUUCAUAACCAUAAAGGUUUUAAUGUAGUUAAUUUAAUGAUGAUUUUUAAUUAUUAUUAUUUAAAUAUUAUCUAUGUAUCGCAAAAACAACUCUACAAUUUUCUGGUUGACUACUCAUUUGGUUUUCUAAUUUAAUUUAUAAAUAUAGGUUUUGUACUUAAAAAAUUCCCUAUUUGUGGAAUAGUCUGCAUAUGAUUUUUUUUCUGUUAAAAAUAUACUCUUAUUCUUAAAAUCUAUCAUUUUUCCGCCUAUAUACCCAUAGGGCUCAUUAUUAUCAGACUCAUAAGUUUUAAGAAUGUAUACAAUACAAUAUAUACAACUUAUUAAAUUUAAUAGUUUUUUUAUUAAAUCAUUUUAUUUUAUUAAGAGUACUUAAUUUUAUGCAGUAGAAAAAUUUAAAGCCUUUGUUUCUUGCAUGAUAUAUCUCUUUAAUUUUUAUAACUUCUUUUUCUUUCAAAUUAAAAUAAAAUUCUUAAUGUAAAUAAAAGUUAAGUAAGUUAUGGCAUCUAACCAUUCACUAUCUUCUAUAAGUGAGAAAAUGCUUGAAAAAUUUAUCAAUAUUCAAGCUUUUGUCCCUAUGCAUGCUUUUUGUUAUUUCUGCAAGCUAAGUUAGAAUAACAGAAAAUUUCCAAAAUAUACUUUCUGAUACUUUUUUAUUUAUUUUUUUCAGUUUUAUAUGACUAAUUUUCAUUUCCCUCAAUUUAGAUGAAAAUUUUUACACAUAAAGG